GCCAAUGAGCUGCAGCGCCGAUGCGGCGGCAGCCAAUGGAACGCGGUGACGUCAGAAACAGGCAGUGAAAGCUCGGACGUCAUUGUCGAGCUGCUAAAAUGUCGCUGUGAGCAGGAAGAGGUGAAAAGAAGCGUAUCGGCCAGCGACUCAGCGGAGAAGUGUGUGCCCACGGCGUCGCUCGUUGUGAUUGGUUUCCCUCCUCGUCAGGUGAUGGUGCGGUCUGUGUGGGCGGUGCUCCGGAGAUUGUCCUCCCAGGGACGCGCCGCUGCUGCUUCGCCCAAACCGAACGUACCUGUCUCCGUUAGAGCUGCAGCCUUGAGGAGCGGACCCGGACUCGCAGCCACCAUCAGCCGCAGGACGAUAUCCAGUGAGGUGAGACACCUGCAGGCUGCAGUCAAGAUGCCUGAGAUCACCACGGAUCACCUGGAUGAGAAGCAGGUGCAGCUGCUGGCUGAGAAGUGCAUCCUCAUCGACGAGGACGACCGCAAGAUCGGAGCCGAUACCAAGAAGAACUGCCACCUCAACUCCAACAUUGAUAAAGGUUUAUUACACAGAGCUUUCAGUGUCUUCAUCUUCAACAGUGAAGAGAAACUGCUCUUACAACAGCGGUCUGACGCCAAAAUCACCUUUCCAGGCUGCUUCACAAACACAUGCUGCAGUCAUCCCUUACACACAGACAGCGAGGUGGAAGAGAAAGAUGCUAUUGGAGUGAGGAGAGCUGCUCAGAGGAGACUCAAAGCUGAACUGGGUAUUCCCAUGGAUCAGGUGACACCAGAAGAAAUGACCUAUCUAACAAGAAUCCACUACAAGGCCCAGUCAGACGGUGUUUGGGGAGAACAUGAGAUCGACUACAUCCUCUUCAUGCAGAAGGAUGUGGAUUUGAGUCCAGACCCCAACGAGAUCCAAACCCACUGCUACGUGAGCAAGGAGGAGCUGAAGGAGAUGCUGAACAAGGCCAAGCGCAAGGAGCUGUUGAUCACGCCCUGGUUCAGCCUCAUCGCUGAGACCUUCCUCUUCCAGUGGUGGGACAACCUGCACAGCCUCAAACAGUUCAUGGAUCACGACAACAUCCACCGCAUGUAACGCACACAGCCGGGGUCAGGCUCUACCGGAGGGAUUCCAGUCCGCAGCUGACGCACGAGCACAGACCUCUGACCUUCAGAUGUCAGAAAAUAACAUCACAGACUACUUUGUGUUAGGGUGGUAGCAGCACGUGUAGGGUUCUUGGACUAGAAGAGGAGGCAGAGGAUGUUUAGCCUUGUAAAACUAGUAGAGGACGUGGUUUAUAGUAGGUUUGUAGCUCUGAGGUGCGUUCAUCAGCACAUUAGAGGUGAUGUCAGUAGAGCAGGUCUCUUUUGUCUUUAGUAAAGAAGAAGGUCUGUCAGGUAAUGGAUUCUUAUCAGGAGUCACAGACUGAACAGACGACACCUAACAUCAGAUAUCAAGUGCCUGAGUACAGGUCGUUAGAAUGAGGUGAACAGUCACAACAUGUAACACUCUGUAUCUUUGUACUCCUUUUACACAAUAAAAUAAGAUUGUGGUCA
Molecule: messenger RNA, 1544 nt
Organism: Hippoglossus stenolepis (Pacific halibut)
Lineage: Eukaryota; Metazoa; Chordata; Actinopteri; Pleuronectiformes; Pleuronectidae
Gene: idi1
Product: isopentenyl-diphosphate delta isomerase 1
Exons: 7
Coding region: 211-1083 (290 amino acids)
Biological process (GO): isoprenoid biosynthetic process; isopentenyl diphosphate biosynthetic process
Cellular component (GO): cytoplasm
Molecular function (GO): isopentenyl-diphosphate delta-isomerase activity
Source: RefSeq, a predicted model, not a curated record